CUGACAUUGUACAGACAAGAGUCGACGAUUAUGGACUUUAUGAACCGGUUGCCUGUGCUGGAGUGAUACAGUGUCACCCCCAAGUUUCAAUCUUCGCUUCAGGAACCCUAAAGCAAAGCUCCGCCAGUACAAGUUGGGAACAAUCUCAGAAUAAUAAUCCCAUUGUAAUCAUGUAUAUCAUGAUCUGUACUAUGGUGGCCAUCUCAGCCUCAGUUGCCAAGCAGCAUAGCCUCAUCCUCAGCCGCACAGCCCUUUUCUUCCUCACUUUCCUUCGCCCAACUUCAAAAUUUGCGCCUGUUUCAACAUUCUCCCCUUACAGAGUAUAUUGCCUCUAUCAUGCAGAGCCAGUGCAGUAACUUAUGUUCACAUUGUGGCCAGUUGUUCGCCGAUUCGAGCUUCUGGGAUCCUCCAGCCCAGUCAAAUGACUCGCCAUCAGCGUAUAAAUCUGGGGCAGUGAUGAACCGGGUCUUCAGCGAGAUACAGGGCUCUGAUUGCUCCAUGUGCCAACUGAUUUGCGCAGCACUCCAGCGGGAGGGCUGUCGUCGUCUUCCCGCGCCGAAUAGACAUAUAUAUUUCUCGCGCAUUCUCUAUGGAAAGUAUACAUUCCAGACCUCCCCUGUCUCUACUAAAAUAGAGACCCCAUCGAUUUCAGUCAAGCGAACGUAUCGUCUGCGGGUUUCCACCGUAUUUCAGUACGGCACUCUGCCGGAUUUAGAAGACGAAAGAUUUUUUCAACGUCGGACUCACAUUUCCUGGGAUCGAACAUCAUAUGAAGGUGACAUUAUGUUGGUGAAAGAGGAGGGCGAUGAUGACGUGCUAUUCCAUGGAAGAACGCUGCCCCAGAACCUCAACAUCCCCUUGGUCAAGCGCUGGGUCGGCACCUGUUCUGAGCGUUGUGCAUCUGCGUGCAACCUUGAGCGGCCAGACGUAGACGCACGCCCGGCGCGUGUUAUAGAUACCAAGCGCCUGAUGGUCCAGGAAAUGCCGUCUACUCGCGAGUAUGCGGCAUUGAGUUACACCUGGGGGCGGAGCGACGUGACACAAUUUGAACUCACUAAAGAGAAUGAGCCGCAGCUCACAAAGCCUGGAGGCCUAACAGAGGUCUACACAGAAAUACCAAGAACAGUUAGAGAUGCAAUAACACUAUGCCGCGACCUGGGAAUCCGGUAUCUAUGGGUUGAUGCAUUGUGUUGGGGAACGGGGCCAGGAUACUCCGCUGAAAAGCAACCUGGAGGCAUCAGGAAGAUAUUCGAAGCUGCGUAUCUUACGAUUGUGGGCAAUGGUCCCAAUAGCCAUUACGGCUUGCAAGGCGUCCGACCGCAUUCUUCACGGCCCAGGCGCCAGAUUUUGCAAACGGUGGGCAAUCUUUCCCUGGCUGUUUGCAAACCCUCUAUCGACUAUUCCAUGAUGAAUACUGGCUGGAUGAAGCGGAAAUGGACUUAUGAUGAAUGGAAUGUAUCUCGCCGGCUGCUGAUUCUUAGUGAUCAUCAAGCCUUCUUUUGCUGCGAAACCGAGAACAAGGUAUAUUCUGAGGAUACAUAUUCAGAGCCUGACCAGGAAGCCGUCAUAUCCAGUGAUCUCCCCGAACUUGACGACUUUUGGUCAUUCUAUGAAGGCUGGGAUGGAGGAUUCGACGUUUACGCUGCUAAGGCAAUGGAAUAUUCUCACCGCUACGUGACAAAGGAGGAUGAUCUAUCCGCAGGGUUUAGUGGAGUGAAAAGCAAAUUACAGAACACUCUGGGCUCGACAUACCACUACGACCUGCCUCUGAGGUUUUUCGCGCAAGCUUUGUGCUUCUCUAUAUUAUCAGGCAGACGUCGCCAGUCGUUGAAGUUCCCCAGCUGGUCGUGGCAAGGUUGGAUUGUUUCCUGUCCAUCUGGUCUUGACUACCAUAGUCGAUGGGGAUUCGAGCCCAUAGGACACCCUGUGACUUACUUCUGCACCUCUAGUGUACAGGGGCCCGGGGGAUUCCAGUUUCAAAUGAUCUAUGAUGGCCCAGACACGGCUACCGGGGUGUCGUCGAAAAGCUUAGCUGCCGAGCAUCCUUGCCCUGCCGUGAUUGACGGUCUUCCAGAUACGCUUAAGCCACAUCUGAUAGCCUUUAAAGCACCUGUAUUCGACUUGUUCAUGUUUAGAAGCGGCGAGGAAUGGAACGUGGCUGUGCAGGAUGGCGGGGAGGCAGACCAGAACGUUGGAACUGCAAUCCUCAACUUGGCAAAUGAGCAAACCAUCUCUGGUUAUUUCAAGGUCGUUUUUAUCGGAUUUUCAUGUUCAGAAAGAGAGGGCGAGUCUAACGAAUUCUUGCUGGUUGUGGAGCCUUCUGACUACAAGCAUAUUCUGCGUCGAGUUGGAUCUUGUGUCCACCUUGAGCCAGACAAGCUCGAAGGUAGAUUCAAGUGGGAGAUGGUGUACCUGAUUUAGAAAAUGACCUAUACUUCUCAUGUUGCUUCUGUUUUCGUCGUCUAAUUUCAGUUGGUUUGGCUUUUGUUGCACAAUUGCUUGCUACUGAUGUUCUGUUAAUGACUCUA
This is a messenger RNA of Aspergillus versicolor CBS 583.65, 2528 nucleotides long. RefSeq lists its product as uncharacterized. The record is from RefSeq and is a predicted model, not a curated record. Lineage: Eukaryota; Fungi; Ascomycota; Eurotiomycetes; Eurotiales; Aspergillaceae. The coding region runs from base 337 to 2421 and encodes 694 amino acids. The transcript has a single exon.